This is a messenger RNA of Laccaria bicolor S238N-H82, 2541 nucleotides long. RefSeq lists its product as uncharacterized. The transcript has 7 exons. NCBI's taxonomy places the organism in Eukaryota, Fungi, Basidiomycota, Agaricomycetes, Agaricales, Hydnangiaceae. Bases 1 to 2541 code for a protein of 846 amino acids. The record is from RefSeq and is a predicted model, not a curated record.
AUGUCGAAGCGACUCUCAGAGUCAGAAGCUUUCAGUCCACACCCCAAGAGACAGCUCCUGUCUUCUGAUAACUUUGCUGAUCAUGAGCGGGAAAAAAACUUAUUUACAAGGGAGGAAAUUGGCAACAAGAAAGCGGCAGCCAUCAUCUUCUGGAUAAUGGAGAUGAGUGGAGACUUCAAACGCAAAUUCCAGGGCACCGGCGAACUUGAGAAAGUCGUCUCUGCACAUCCUGAGCUGAUCAUCUCUUUACGGUCAGCCUGGGAGGCAUGCAGGCUCCAACCUCUCCUCGACUCUCCACUGCUGAACUUUGUGGAUAAUGCUGUGGCGCCUGAGGGGCUGAAUGUCGUUCGUCCUCGUGGUAACCAGGAAGAACAAGAAUGGGCCACACAGAAAUCUUGGGAGUACCAAUACAAGGGCAACGCUGCAAUUGGUCUUUGGGCCCACAUCAAGGUUAACUACAACAGAAAAAGUGCACCCCAAGUCUAUGCCAAUUAUGCCUCCAUAGUCCAGUCCUCUGGUAUGGGGAAGUCGAGGAUGACGGACGAACUGGCGAAGACAUGUUUCGUCAUUACCAUGAACCUUCGCGGGACGCACACAACUGGUUAUCCACCUGCAGACGGUGCACUCAGAGAUUACUUAACCUCGGUGACAUCCAAGAACGAAGCCUUCGAUCGCGCUGACAAGUUCUUCGAAGCACUUUUUACUCACACCCUGGAAACCCUUAAGCAGGAGGAGUAUGAGGGGUGUGAUUACAGUAAUGUUGCAAGUAAAUUUAGGAAGCGCAUGACGGAGGGACAAACAAUGCAGUCCCACAAUCAAUAUCACAAACACUUCUACGAGGAAGUUCUUUACAAGGCAUCUCAACUAAAAAGAGCUCCUCCACAGCCCCAGAGCGCAUCUGCAGAGCCUGCUGAGAUGGCUCGUACCAACUCCCAACCUACCCCUGCCAAGUUGGCACUCACGCUGCUAUGCGAUUUCUUAAAGGAGCUGUACAUCAGACCUGAUGGAGAGAAGGCAGACGAAGUACCUUUAAUCAUACUGGCGUUCGAUGAAGCGCAUACCAUUGCAGAGCGGAAGGGUUCUGAGAAUGAAGAACAGUGGUCUGUCUUUUAUCAAGUGCGGCAACUCCUCCGAUCAUUUCGCACCCUUUCUGUAUUCUCGCUUUUCCUUUCAACAACUGGGAAGAUCUCCGAAUUCACACCAGCGGCGGAGUAUGAUCUUUCAAAACGCAUAAUCAAGGGCGACUUGAUUCCGGGUCAGCCACUCACAGAUCUGGGAUUUGAUCCUUUCGCUCACAAAAUCAGCCUUAAUGGGGAUUGGAACCUUGAGUGUUUGACGUCUCCUGGGCAUAUCUGCUCCAUGGGUCGGCCCCUAUUUGCAACCCGAUGGCAAGCGGGUUCAGAUGAUGUCAAGCGUGACAUUCUCAUUUUUGCUGCUGCAAAACUCAUGGCAGAAGAAUUUGUAAAAAAGUUUUCAGAUGAUCAAAAACUAGCAUGCCUGGCUCAGCGAAUUCCACUCGAAUUCCAGUCUACCAACUACAUUGAGCAGUCGAACGAGAGAAAACAAGUCGAAGGGCACAUGCGCGUGUGCCUCAAAAUCGAUGGAGCCUGUCAGACAAUGACGACAGCAUCUUCCUCUGAACCGAUAUUGUCAGAGGCUGCUUACUUUCUCAUGACGCGGGAUCAUUCAUUCAAUGCAGCAGAUGCACUGAAGUCGGUGAUGGAGGGCUUUGCGAUCUCGAAAGGAGAUCGCGGGGAGUUUUUAGUUCUAUUACUUCUAACUCUUGCGCGAGAUGCAACAGUCGGCCUUCCCAGCAUUUACGGCAACCCAGAGAAAGGAAACCGCUUCUUCAGCCUGGCUGAUUUCUUUUUGGGGGGGCUUUUCAAUUGCUCUGAAAAAUCUGCUCAAGAACUACACAAGCUUGCAAGCGAUUUUCCCCAAGCAAAAAUGCAUUUUUCACAUUUCGUCAAGGUGCACGAAUUCAAGGCUAUUGACCUCACCUCCCUCUUGUUAUUGAUAGGUCGAGGAGCAGGAGUCUUAUGCGCGAACAACCAAAAUGGUGUUGACAUUAUCAAUGCCUUCCUAAAGAACGGUACAAAAUUGGAGAUUGGGAAUGCAGGACUAGUUCUCAUUCAAGUCAAAAAUGAUUCAGCGUACGGUACCCAACCUCAACAGGAAUUGUUCGAUGCCAUGAAUCCUCACAACCUCAAUAUUCUGGAGGACAAAGGGUGCGCUGUACCCAUAAUAAAGAUUGUCUUUGCUUUGGCAGCAAAGAAGCCUUUGCUCAAAGUUGUCCGCAAGAAUGCAUCUGCAAGUUACCGGGCUGUCAUCUAUGAGAUCUGGUGUGCUGGUCUCUCCCCGGACGUUUUAUUACCUAUCAAAGAAAAGGGUGUUUGGGAAGCGCUCUUGCAGGCAUCUUAUGGUUGGAAGUCGUUAUAUGAAACUCCUUUAGAUAUAGCCAAGAAACUUCGACAAUCUGCCACUCCUGGUGCUGCACGAGAGAAUGGACAUUAUUCUUGUUGGGCGACAAGGGAAUGCUGA